Branchiostoma floridae (Florida lancelet) is the source of this 2257-nucleotide messenger RNA. Its product is annotated as 3-oxo-5-alpha-steroid 4-dehydrogenase 1-like. Bases 100 to 912 code for a protein of 270 amino acids. Lineage: Eukaryota; Metazoa; Chordata; Leptocardii; Amphioxiformes; Branchiostomatidae. Gene Ontology annotation, cellular component: membrane. The transcript has 5 exons. The record is from RefSeq and is a predicted model, not a curated record. Gene Ontology annotation, molecular function: 3-oxo-5-alpha-steroid 4-dehydrogenase activity. Gene Ontology annotation, biological process: steroid biosynthetic process.
UUGCACUAGUUGUGUGUACGCCGCUACUAGUUCCCUACUUCUUUUACCAAGGAGUUAAUAGUACAUGAUCUUCUUGGUUGUACGGCUAAAGAUACCAAGAUGGCUGAGAUUUUGGGGACGGUAACCGACUUCUUUUACAACAUGUUACCAAGCGACGAAGAGGCUUUCUUGGACAAGCUUGCGUACGUUAUGUUAGGGUUAUCCGUACCCGUGUUCUUUAUCACCGUUUUCUUCAAGGUGGCCGAGUAUGGCCGCUACACCGUGAAGUCGUCCUGGGCGCUGCCUGCGCGAACGGCGUGGCUGUUCCAGGAGCUGCCCUCGUUUGCUGUUCCCGUGCUGCUCGUGCUGUUCGGCCGUGCUGUGAGAAUGACGCAGCUGCCAAACCAGGUCCUGCUGGCCAUGUUUGUGGCACACUACUUCCAGAGGACCUUCAUCUUUUCGCUUCUGAUACGCGGCGGGAAGCAGACGCCGUUCCAUAUCUUCCGUGACGCGUUCGUGUUCUGUACGUAUAACGGAUACCUGCAGGGCAGAUACCUGGCCGAGUUUGCGCACUACCCCGAUACUUGGCUGUCCGAACCGCGCUGCAUCGUGGGCGUCGCCAUGUUCCUAGUGGGGAUGGCCAUCAACCUUCACGCCGACCACGUGUUGAGGAACCUCCGGAAGCCUGGAGAGACAGGCUACAAGAUCCCACAAGGCGGGAUGUUCAACUACGUGUCCGGUGCCAACUUCUUCGGGGAGAUUGUUGAGUGGGCCGGUUUCGCCGUCGCAUGUUGGUCCCUACCGGCGGCUGCCUUUGCCGUCUUCACCGCUUCAAACAUCGGCCCUAGAGCGUAUCGCCAUCACAAGUGGUACCUGCAGAAAUUUGACAACUACCCGAGAAACAGGAGGGCCGUCAUCCCCUUCCUCAUCUGAGGCUGUCAUCGGGCAUAAUGCUAGUUCACCUUUAUCUGUGGGGUAACCUAUAUCCGUGGGGUAACCUUUAUCCAUUGUUUUCAAACAAAAGUGGGUAUCAAGUACAUAGGAAUGUCAACUCAACUUGAUAUCCUUAAAUACUGUUAUUAAAAACAACGGAUAAAGGUUACACCACAGAUAAAGGUGAUAUUAGCAUUUUACAUUUUGGAAUGCUAAAGAGCUCCAAUAUAAGGAACUUCAUUGCAUGACAAUUGCACAUGGUACUAUGUUUUGGCAACAACUAUAAGUAUAAGCAACAAAACUGUAUCACAAAGUACGAAAUAAAGGUAUAGAAUAAAGCUUAACAUCCUAAUUAAUAUAACAAUAAUGAAUAACAUAAUUCUUUGAAAUAGUGAUACAAUAGAGUGGGCUACAAAAUGCAAGAGAUUCUUCUUCACUUAAACUAAAUGUUUGCUUCACAACAUGUUUUUGGCAGCUGACAGAGUGUCUUUGCUACAGCUUGCUUUUAUAGCCAAGCACACAAGGUAAACUCCUACGUACACUUCUGAAUAAGUGUGUUGGGUUCUUUCACAUAUCUUAUGUUCCCCUUACAUGGGGUCACUACUCUCAUGUACUAGUAACUUCAUCACCAAAAACGACAAAUAACCUAAUACCAUAUACAUUUCUAUGUACAUGUACAUCACACUUUGUUGGUAUUGUUGAGUGCUUUGCAUCCAAUUGCAAAAACUGUUAGAUUAGUCCUAAUAUCUCCAUGUUUCUACAACUUAAAACCAGUAGUCUGUGUAAGCACUAGUUCACCUUUAUCUGUGGGGUAACCUAUGUCUGUUGUUUUUUAAAACGGUGUUUAGGGACAAUUUUUGCAAUAUAUUCAGAAUAUUGUAGUUUGAAAUCACUAUCCAUCGACUUGAUAUCCUAAAGUAGAACCCUGUUUUUUAAAACAACAGAAUGAUACAGGUUACCCUGCAGAAAAAGGUAAACUUUGUCUAGUACUAUACAAAAUACAUUGUCCGUCCUUAUGAGGCACAGUGCCUGAGAAUAAACAAUAAACACACAAACAAAUGUAUGACACCUAUGAAAAAAGGGCUGACGAACAAUUUUGUGUUGAUGACUUAAGCUAAGGGCACAACCCGCCGUACGUGCAAAAUACGUGCUGUCUACGUGCCAAAACGUGGGUAACCUUUUGGGAUCCGUAAGUUGUAAGUACCGCCUCCGUUCAAAUUCGUAGGGAAUCUGACGGAUUUUGGAGCAUGCAGAGUUUUGCAGACACACGGUAGAACGUUACAUGAAGGCAAAACUUUCGCCCCCAGUACGUGCCAGUACGGGCGACGCGCCUGCCCUGUACAGC